Messenger RNA from Oryzias melastigma (Indian medaka), 591 nucleotides. Its product is annotated as cystatin. Gene Ontology annotation, molecular function: cysteine-type endopeptidase inhibitor activity. The record is from RefSeq and is a predicted model, not a curated record. NCBI's taxonomy places the organism in Eukaryota, Metazoa, Chordata, Actinopteri, Beloniformes, Adrianichthyidae. The coding region runs from base 103 to 489 and encodes 128 amino acids. The transcript is spliced from 3 exons.
CCCUCCCUAUAUGCUGAUAAACUUGCGUGUAUAAAACUGCACGAAAAAUGGAAGAAUUUUAUCCGUUCUUGUGUCUUUGGCAGAGUUCAAGGAACAACAAAGAUGUGGAAAUUGGCUUUUCUUUUGCUCGCAGCCCUGUUUGCUGUUGGGUUUAGUGUAGACACGGAAGGUUUUGUGGAGAUGAAAGCCAAUGAUCAGGGAGUCCAGACAGCCCUGAAGUUUGCCAUGGAUGAAUACAACAAAGCCUCCAGAGAUAUUUACUUCUACACAGUGGUGAAGGUGAUCCGGGUUCAGAGAAAGUUUCAGGACGGUUACAAGUACAUCCUAACUGUGAUGAUAGAAAGAACGGAGUGCAUCAAGGACAGCAUGGACCCAGUGUGUCCUGUCUUCACUGAUCCCAUUUGGAAAAUGACUUAUCGAUGCACAUUUGUUGUGUACAACAGUGCGUUGUCCCAACGAUGGAUGUUGCUGGAGAAGAAGUGCAACUAACAGAAAACCACACGGGUUCAUCUGGAUUGAAGUUGUUUACAGAUAAACCUGAACUGUUAAGCACUAAAAAACAUUUGACCAAUAAAACCUUUAAUUUAGAAA